Messenger RNA from Volvox carteri f. nagariensis, 2214 nucleotides. RefSeq lists its product as uncharacterized. Gene Ontology annotation, molecular function: dynein heavy chain binding; dynein light chain binding. The coding region runs from base 1 to 2214 and encodes 737 amino acids. The transcript is spliced from 12 exons. NCBI's taxonomy places the organism in Eukaryota, Viridiplantae, Chlorophyta, Chlorophyceae, Chlamydomonadales, Volvocaceae. Gene Ontology annotation, cellular component: cytoplasmic dynein complex. The record is from RefSeq and is a predicted model, not a curated record. Gene Ontology annotation, biological process: intraciliary transport.
AUGUCGGACUACGAGGACGAGGAGUUCGAAAACUAUGAUGAUGAUGGAUUUGAGGGUGAGGAAGAUGACGAGGACGACUACGAUGUCCUGCCGAAGAACAUGUCAAAGGCCGCGACGCCGGCGCCCUCCACCCCGAAAGACCUGCCAUCGCCUCAGCGGGGGGCCGGCGUUCGGAUGUCUUACACCGGAAACGCACGGCCGCCUUCGGCAGGGGCAACAUUUUUGCCGGGCAAGGUCUCCCGGACAGUCGACAUUCCGGCCUUUGCGGGACUCACGGACGCCCAACGCAAGACGGCCAUGAAAAAGUUGGCCGGGGCCAUCAAGAGGAAGAAAAUGCUCAAGCUGGUAGUUGUGGUUAUGGAGGAUUUCCCGCAGCUGCAGUCCCUGUCCAAAUACGAAUUGUACAACAUGGGCAGAUCGCAGUACGCUGGCGUCAAGGUGGCUUCAUCGCAGACCCACGAAGACGACAAGGAGGAGGAGCAGCAAACGGACGAGAUCUACUGCUGUACUUACAGCUGCCAGGUUCCGGAGGACCGUAAUACCGCUUUUGAGGGCGAGCACACCCUGUCGGCGAGUGGCGGUGCUGCCGCCACCAACUCGGCGGCGGCGAACCCUGUGAACCGUGCGGUGAUGCGGAUCGUGGCCAUGGCACCUGAUCAGGAAAGCAAGCUGGUAUCCUUCAUGCGCUGGGCCGGGCCUGUCAUGCUCGCGGCACUCGGCAUGAAUCCCACCGCCAGGAAGGUAGCGAUCCCACCGCUGGGCGGCGCGGACAACGGCCUCUCGGCGGGGACUUUGAAGCUGGGCCGGCAGCAGGAGGCGUUGCUGGCCCAGCGGCCCGUUACAGGCCUGGCGUUUUGCCCGGGGCCCAGCCCGCUGUUGCUGGCGUCAUACGCUCCAGUGGGUGCCCAGUUGGGGGCAGCGGCGCUGCUGCAGGACCAUUCUCUAGGAGGCAAAGGCAUGCUCUGCGUGUGGGACCUGAGCUCUCCCACCGCGCCGCCCUUGUCGGUACUAGUCAGCGAGGGCAGCCCUUCCUGCUGCUGCUGGGCGCCGGCGCCCUCCACUACGCUGGUCUUUGCAGGCAUGGAGGAGGGCGGUGUAUGCGCCUGGGACCUUGAGGAGCCGGAGUCGCGGCACCCGAUGGAGCAGGUUGGCGGGGUCAACAUGUCUUUGCGGCGGCCUUCCUACACCACCGAAUACCUGGCCGACGUGGCCACUACCGCGGCGCCCAUCGUCGGCAUCGCUACCACGCCACGCACCGACAGCCGCACCCGUCCGUGUCAGAUUGUCAGUCUCAACGGAUGGGGCACUGUGACGGUGUACACGGCCGUGCUGUUGGCACCUGCGGACCGCAACGCCGCGGACUCCGACAUCGGGCUGCGGCCCGGUAGCCGGCUUAAGCUGGUGCGCACUACGCAGAUGUCGAAACUGGGAAAGCGCACGCUAUGGCCGCUGGUGGGCUCCAAGAGCAAGGCCACGCCGCAAGUGGUGCCAGGAGAGCCGGUCCGUCUGGACCAGCUGGUGCAGACGUUCUCGCUUCAGGUGCUGCCUGGUGCGGACAUGCAGCUGCUGGUGGGCAGCGACGCGGGCAAGGUGCUCCGUGGUUCACUGCUGGGCGCGCCGCCGGCGCCCAAGGAGUAUGUGCCGGAUGACCAUAAGUCCCCGCUGGCCAUCCAGUCCAAUGCGCCGCCGUUGUUCGUGUCCGGGCACAGCAACGGCACUGUGACGCUGCACUGCAUGCAUGCGUCCCCGGCAGUGUCGGUGUGGCCGGAUGUUUCACGUGGCAAAAUGCUGGUGGUGCGCUGGUCACCGCUGCGGCCGACGGUGUUUUUUGCUCUCGACUCGUUGUGCAUGCUCUUCACGUUCGACCUAACCGUGUCGCGCAGCGCGCCCACCGCAGCGCAGUCGUUCAUGCUAAAGAGCAAGCAAGUGGCGUCGCUGCCGACGUACUUUGACAUCGCGGUGGUGAACCAGGGCGAUAAGUCCAGCGGCGUCCCGGUGUUUUGCAUCGGGUACGAUGAUGGACUGCUGGACGUGAACCUAUUGGCCCAGAAGCAGUGCACGGCCACAGAGAACGAGCUGCGUGUCCUUAAGGAGAUUGUCCAAGAGAACGCGGACGCCGGAAGCCUUCCAUCGGGCGGUCAGGCCAACGGUACAGCUCAUAUAACCCCUCCUCCAAAGGCCGGUGGCAAAGAACGAAAAUCAAAGGCCCGAUAA